AUGGGCAAUCACACCAACCCCCUCAUGUCUUUCAAACAUUCAAUAGCAAAAGCCCUGACAAUGUUGCUCAUAACACAGUGCAGCCUUGCUUGGUCCGUCGACACACUUUGGCUUCGAGGCGCCACGGAUCUGCUAAAGCGUCGAGGGCCUCCAGAUCCACCAAUCCCGGUGAUUGAUGGCGUGCAGUCCACCAAAAGAUACAUCAGGAACCCAGCGCAGAACCAAGGCGCCUUCUGGUCUGGCUUCCCGUCUCCCCUCACGCAGUCGGCCGCAGCCGCCGCCGGUUUCCAAAAGCUCGAGCAAUCCGUGGCUCCCGAAAUCCUCAGCCACCCGGACGCCAAGUUGGACAGUGCCAACUCCGGGCAGUUCUGGACGUGGAUGUCCGCUGGGUUUUCCGAGACUCUUGUUGAGAACGGCCACAACGAAGUCACAGUUCUUCUACGGGCGCCCAACCGAUUGCUUACCGGCCCAAGUGAUCCAUUCUAA
Molecule: messenger RNA, 486 nt
Organism: Diaporthe amygdali
Lineage: Eukaryota; Fungi; Ascomycota; Sordariomycetes; Diaporthales; Diaporthaceae
Exons: 1
Coding region: 1-486 (161 amino acids)
Source: RefSeq, a predicted model, not a curated record